Molecule: messenger RNA, 1377 nt
Organism: Fibroporia radiculosa
Lineage: Eukaryota; Fungi; Basidiomycota; Agaricomycetes; Polyporales; Fibroporiaceae
Exons: 18
Coding region: 1-1377 (458 amino acids)
Biological process (GO): gluconeogenesis
Molecular function (GO): L-serine ammonia-lyase activity; 4 iron, 4 sulfur cluster binding
Source: RefSeq, a predicted model, not a curated record
AUGGACAAGGAUAUGGUCUGGCGCUGGGAUGAGGUACUUCGCACCCAUCCCAAUGGAAUGCGCUUUUCUGUGUUUGACGAAGGAGGUGAUCUACUUGCGACAAACGAGUACUUCAGCGUGGGUGGUGGAUUCGUAGUCAAUGAGAAGACGAAAGUGGACGAGAAUCUCUUCUACAAGGGUGUAGACAAGAGUGCGGUGCAUGGGGCGCGUCUUCACCACCCGCAUGGAUCAUCGUCGGAAUCGGAGGAUAGUUCGGAACAGCACGCACAAAGUGCAGACUCGUGCCAACCUCCAUAUCCCUUCGUGUCCGGCGAGAGUUUGCUAGCGUUAACGAAGAAACAUAAUAUGACCAUUGCGCAAAUCGUUUACGACAACGAGUUGCACUUUGGAUAUUCGCACGACGAAAUCCACGAGAAGGCAGGCAUUUCAAUGCGCAUUGUUCCAUUGUUUUUCCUAAAAGAGUUUAUUUGUACAGAAACAAAGCUUCCAGGGCGACUCCAGCUUCGUCGCCGUGCGCCUAUGCUUUACCGCCGACUCAUGAGAGGCUUUUAUCCUGGUCUUGUUUCGCCCACCGUUGCUGCCAUCGGCCCAGGAUCUUCACAGGCUGCUGAGAGAAUCGGUGCCCCCGAGGGAGAACAGGACGAUGGAGAGAAUGGUAACGAGAACGAGAAGGGUGCGGGUGCGAAUGUAGCUGCCGUGCGGGCGACACGUGUAGUAGGCUCGUUUGACCAUGCAAUCCUUCCCAUGCCACCGCGCAAAACAAUGAUUCCCGCCAUGGACUUUUUAUCGUGUUAUGCGAUCGCAGUGAACGAAGUGAACGCCAGCGGUGGGCGAAUUGUGACGUCCCCUACAAAUGGCGCAGCGGGUGUCAUACCAGCAGUAUUAAAAUACAUUGUAGAGUUUAUCAGCGAUGAUCCUGAGAAGUCGGUCGUCACAUUCUUGCUCACCGCUGCGGCUGUCGGAAUGCUUUUCAAACGAGGCAGUACAAUAUCCGCAGCGGAGGGAGGAUGUCAAGCUGAAGUAGGAGUUGCUUGUUCAAUGGCGAGCGCCGGAUUUGCAGCAUGCAUGGGUGCUUCUCCCGAAACGGUUCUUCAGGCCGCUGAGAUUGGAAUUGAGCACAAUCUGGGCUUGACUUGCGACCCCAUUGAUGGAUUGGUGCAAGUGCCAUGCAUUGAGCGAAACAGUCUCGGAGCUGUCAAGGCUGUCACGGCCGCCCAAUUGUCAAUGGCUAGCCAGAAUGUAUACAGUGUCACACUCGACGAGGCUAUUGAGGCAAUGCGUCUGACUGCUGCCGACAUGAGUGUGAAGUACAAAGAGACCAGUCUUUCGGGUCUUGCCCGAACCGUCAAGAUUCCCCUUACUGUGCCUGCUUGUUAG